GGGCUACAACAACACAGAUAUUGACAUUUUAUUUUAACAUUACAUAAAUUGUCAAAAGCUGGUGGAAAUUGUUGAAUUCCCGCUGAACAGUUUGCAGAAUGGCGGCUCUAAUUAGGAAUCUGGGCGCCCGUGCCGCAGUCGCCGCUCUGUCGGCCAAACAUGUGAUGCCCGCUGCAGGAUCGGCUGCUUUCCGCAUGGCCAGCACGGCGCCCGUGGAGCCCAAGAAGGCGGAUAAGCCCACUGUCCGCCAGCCGGAUGCAGUUGCUCGCUCCCAUCUCUCCGAUUUCGGUCGCUAUGUGGCCGAGUGCCUGCCCAAGUACGUGCAGAAGGUCCAACUGACCGCUGGCGAUGAGCUGGAGGUGCUGAUUGCCCCCGAGGGCGUGGUGCCGGUGCUGCAGUUCCUCAAGGAUCACCACCAGGCGCAGUUCACCAAUCUGAUCGAUAUUGCCGGCGUGGAUGUGCCCUGCCGCAAGCACCGCUUCGAGGUGGUCUACAAUCUGCUGUCGCUGCGCUACAACUCGCGCCUCCGCGUCAAGACCUACACCGAUGAGCUGACUCCCCUGGAUUCCGUCUGCGAGGUCCACAAGGCGGCCAACUGGUACGAGCGCGAGAUCUGGGACAUGUACGGCGUGUUCUUCGCCAACCACCCCGAUUUGCGCCGCAUCCUGACCGAUUAUGGCUUCGAGGGACAUCCCCAGCGCCGCGACUUCCCUCUGUCCGGCUACGUGGAGCUGCGCUACGAUGAUGAGAAGAAGCGCGUCGUCUGCGAGCCUUUGGAAUUGGCCCAGGAGUUCAGGAAGUUCGACUUGUCGGCCCCGUGGGAGCAGUUCCCCAACUUCCGCAACGCCAACCCGCCCGCCGAGGUCGUGCCCCCCAAGGCUGCUGAUCCGGCCAAGAAGUAAUCCCCCAGUCGGUUUGUUAAAUGGUAAUUAGAUCAAUAAAACGAGAUCAAUAUGAGAUGUGGUAUAACCAAAAA
Drosophila takahashii is the source of this 976-nucleotide messenger RNA. It is a transcript of the gene ND-30, whose product is annotated as NADH:ubiquinone oxidoreductase core subunit S3. The record is from RefSeq and is a predicted model, not a curated record. NCBI's taxonomy places the organism in Eukaryota, Metazoa, Arthropoda, Insecta, Diptera, Drosophilidae. Gene Ontology annotation, molecular function: NADH dehydrogenase (ubiquinone) activity.